GUACAAUUCAGUUUCAGUUCAGAAAAUUUCUUUUGGCAAAACUAAUCCAAUUUUAAUAACUAAAAGCAUAAAAUACAAUAUAUAUAUUAUAUUUUCGUUUUGUAUACAUCAUAAUGAAUACAUUAAGGGUGUUGUCAGGUGUCGCAGCUCGAGAUGCAUUGCGUGGGAGCAGCACAAUCUUUCUGUUGCAACAUCAGUCGCGAAUGGGUAUAGCUAUGACUUCCGUGCAGAGAUCCAAGGAAGUUGUUGAGAAUACUGAAUAUCCACGAAAAGUUUUCUCAGGCAUACAGCCUACCGGUGCAUUACAUUUGGGCAACUACCUGGGAGCGGUACAAAAUUGGACGAGACUGCAGAAUGCCAAAGAGGAUGUAUCUUUUUGCAUUGUGGACAUGCACUCGUUAACAGUGCCACAGGAACCAGUAACUCUACGGGAAAAUAUCUUUCAAAUGGCGGCGGCAAUGUUGGCUUGUGGUAUUGAUCCAGAAAAAUCCACACUAUUUGUGCAGUCGGCGGUAAAAGAGCACGCAGAGCUGUCGUGGAUUUUGGGUUGCAUGACAACCAUGGCACGGCUUGGCCACCUGCCUCAGUACAAGGAAAAGACGCGCGCUGUUAAAGAAAUCCCACUUGGUUUAUUUGUUUAUCCUGUGUUGCAAGCUGCAGAUAUCCUGCUUUACAAGGCCACUCACGUACCCGUCGGUGAGGAUCAGGUUCAGCAUAUACAACUCACUCAGCAUUUGGCUCGCACAUUUAAUACCAAAUACGGUAAUACAUUUCCCAUAUGCCAUGCUGUAAUUAGUGAUAAGUCUGCUGCGCGCAUACGUUCCUUACGGGAUCCAAGUAAAAAAAUGUCAAAGUCUGAUGUUGAUCCAAAAGCUGUUAUCAACCUCACAGACGAAGCAGAUGUGAUUAUCGAGAAGGUGAAGAAGGCAGUUACAGACUUCUGCUCGGAUGUACACUACAAUCCUGAAACACGUCAGGGCGUAAGCAACCUGAUAGCCAUACAUUCGCUACUCUCUGGCAAGAGUGUGCAGCAAAUUUGCGAAGAAGCCAAAAGUAUUGAUACUGGCAAAUAUAAAAUGCGUGUGGCAGAAGAGAUUGUGGAGCAUUUACGGCCUAUACGAAAUAAAAUUAAUCAACAACUGGUGCGACGCAAUGAAUUGGUAUAUGUGCUAGAGAUGGGCGCUGAGAAAGCGCGCGAAAAAGCUGCUGCUACUCUGGCGGAAGUGAAACAAAAACUAGGCAUGGGAGCGUGUACUAAUAUGCCACUUGUAGUAGAGCAAAAGGAGGAAGCGGCGAAAAUGAUCGCGCAACCUAAAAGGGCAGCAGUUGAACUGAAAAAGAUUGGUGACGUAGAAGUGCCGGUGGUACCGAAGCAGCAAUUGCGCGUGGAGAAGAAGCAACAAAUGCGCAUUGAAAUCAAAACGAAUUUAGAUAUGGAUUUAGCAGCACCACCGCUAUUAGCUGUUAAACCGGUAGCGACAACAAACAAACCAGCAGCAACUGACUCAUCGGCAGUGGUCACCACCAAAGCUUUGGUACCGAGAAAAGUGGACGCCAACUAAACGAAGAUGGACCAACAGCAAAAUAUUAAGAUUUAGGGAAUGGUUUAGCAAAAUUGUUAGUAUUGACAUUCAGGUAGGUUCUGCAGUGAAUUUCAAACAUUGCCAAAUUGAAUUUAAAGCGAGUUUUUUUGUUAACUCACUCGGAAAUGAAUUACAGAACCAGCCUGAAUAAGUUGUUAAUAUUCUCUAUUUGUUAACUUUGUGUGUGAGCGAGAGAUUAUUUCAAUUUAUAGUGUCCUAGGUUAUUUUAAGAGCGUUUACUUUUUUUCUGCGUUUUGUAAAAUAUUUUUAAGUAGGUGAAUGUAUUUGAUGCCUAAACUUAAAAAGAGGAGCAGCAAAACGACGCUACUUAAGCUUUAAACUAUCAAAUUAGAUAAUGAUAAUUUUUUUAUUUAAAUUUUAUUGUAAAUUACAUACAAAUGCGGAAAAUAAAUGUGCGCUUUCGGAAAA
Rhagoletis zephyria (snowberry fruit fly) is the source of this 2012-nucleotide messenger RNA. RefSeq names its product tryptophan--tRNA ligase, mitochondrial-like. Gene Ontology annotation, biological process: mitochondrial tryptophanyl-tRNA aminoacylation. The record is from RefSeq and is a predicted model, not a curated record. Lineage: Eukaryota; Metazoa; Arthropoda; Insecta; Diptera; Tephritidae. Gene Ontology annotation, cellular component: mitochondrion; mitochondrial matrix. Gene Ontology annotation, molecular function: tryptophan-tRNA ligase activity; ATP binding.